AUGAAGAAGUCUUAUACUGCAUUUCCAGCACUGGACAUCAGACCCGCUCUGGUAUAUGUACCAGAUAUCUGUCUGAGGAAUGUCUUCCAUUGGUCAGACAACAGGGACAGAUCUCAUGCUGCCUUGGUCUGUAAAAAAUGGAAUUGGGUCAUGCACUCGGGAUCCCUCUGGAGAAGUAAAACCAUAACAUUUUAUGGCCGACCAUCAAGGGAAGACACAUUGGAAUUGCAACGUGCACUGUGGUAUGUCAAGAAAUUUGCCAAGUAUUUGGAGCGCCUGGAGAUCAAGUUAUGGACUCCUUACAAUACUGCCUUUACCCAAAAAUUUCAAGUGACUUUGAGAGGUCUUCUUUCACACCUGGUCAAUUGUAACAGUCACCGUACCCUGAGCAUUGAGUACCUGGCAUUAGACCACUUGAUCUGGAAAAAUGUGAUCAGGGCUCAGUUUCUCAAGAACUUAGCUACCUUCUUGAAAAGAAUGAGCAAACACCUUGAUUAUCUCAACUUAAAAAGAGGAAGAGUAACCUUGGAAGAAGGCUGUGAGCUUCUGAAUUCUCUGAGCUGCUUGACAAAUAAAAGCUUUGUAUCUGAAAUCAAUAUUGAGGAUUUCUUCAGUCUCCACCUUCCUGUAAAAGGAACCUUGCACUUUGCAAAAAUUCUUUGUCAGGAGAUGAUGUUUUCCAUCAGUUUGGAGUGA
Molecule: messenger RNA, 696 nt
Organism: Charadrius vociferus (killdeer)
Lineage: Eukaryota; Metazoa; Chordata; Aves; Charadriiformes; Charadriidae
Gene: FBXO39
Product: F-box protein 39
Molecular function (GO): protein binding
Source: RefSeq, a predicted model, not a curated record